AUGGGCAUAGUGGUGUCCAGAGUGACUAACUGUCGUAUAGAACCAUCCAGAAAACGCAGCAACGCCUUGCAACCUAAAAACAACACCCCCUACAGGAAGGUCAAUGGUACUAUCAAAUCAUCCCAAUGUCACACACUGACUCCAGUGCAGAGACAGACCCAAGGUACAUGUGUGUGUGCAUACUGUUGUCCAGUAGUGUGUGAGCCUGAGGUGCAGGAGGUGUUAAUUCCUGCCUUCCCAGAGAGGGUGAGUGUGCAGCGAGGCUACAUCACCCCCCAGCAGGUAUAUAACCUGUUGAAUGCAGAGGCUGGACAUCCCGCUCUACAUGAUCCGAAUUACAUCCUCAUCCUGGACUGUCGCAGUGCAGAGAGGUACAAGCAGAGUCAUCUGGUUACAGCCAGGGCUAGUGUGACAGUGAUCCACCCAGAUCUGGGCUGUCUGAUCAGCUGUGUGCAGCUCCAGGAGUUCUCUAUCAUAUUGCUGUACGCUGAGGAGGGCCACAGCCCAGUGGGCAGUGUGGAGGCUAGGGCAGCCUCCCCGUUCCUCCAGCGCUGCUUCUUCCAGCUCAGUGACCUGGGCAUGGACCCUGUCAUCCUCCUAGGGGGCUUCGCCGCCUUCCACACCCUCUACCCCUUCCUCUGCACCUCCCGCAUGGCUCUUCUAGAGCCCGACAGGUACGCCCUCACCAUCUACCCCUCUGAGAUCCUGGAGGGGGAGCUCUACCAGGGCUCAGCUGCCCAGGCCUCUGACUACCACAUCCUUGAGAACCUUAACAUCACCCAUGUGGUCAACGCUACGGCUGAAUACCCUGAUGCAUUUCCCAGCACCCUCAGCUACCUUAGGCUGCGGCUGAGCGAUGACGCCCAGCAGGACUUGGUGGAGGCGCUGCCCCAGGCGGCGAGGUUCAUUGCUGGGGCCCUGAGCAGCGAGGUUGGGGGUAGGGUGCUGGUGCACUGCAGCAUGGGGCGGAGCCGUAGCUCGGCGCUAACGCUAGCCUUCCUAAUGCAGCACCAGCGGUGGACACUGCUGCACGCCAUCCGCUGGCUGAAGGAGAGGAGAGCAUGCACGGCGCCCAACGUGAACUUCCUGCUGCAGCUGUUGACCUACGAGGAGCAGCUGUUCGGACGAAGGCUUACCUCGCUGGACGACAUCCGCCUGUGA
Molecule: messenger RNA, 1161 nt
Organism: Salvelinus namaycush (lake trout)
Lineage: Eukaryota; Metazoa; Chordata; Actinopteri; Salmoniformes; Salmonidae
Product: serine/threonine/tyrosine-interacting-like protein 1
Exons: 5
Coding region: 1-1161 (386 amino acids)
Biological process (GO): protein dephosphorylation
Cellular component (GO): cytoplasm
Molecular function (GO): protein tyrosine/serine/threonine phosphatase activity
Source: RefSeq, a predicted model, not a curated record